Molecule: messenger RNA, 3582 nt
Organism: Gorilla gorilla gorilla (western lowland gorilla)
Lineage: Eukaryota; Metazoa; Chordata; Mammalia; Primates; Hominidae
Gene: HS3ST3A1
Product: heparan sulfate-glucosamine 3-sulfotransferase 3A1
Exons: 3
Coding region: 846-2159 (437 amino acids)
Molecular function (GO): [heparan sulfate]-glucosamine 3-sulfotransferase activity
Source: RefSeq, a predicted model, not a curated record
CGUCACCAGCAAGUUUGCUGCCCUCGGCGUCCCACGUGUGGCGGCGGCAGCGGCGGCCCAGGAGGCAGCCGGUGAGCGCCUGCGAGCACAGUGGCGGGGGCCGCUGACAGGUCCCGCGCAGCCCAGCCCAGCCCAGCCACGCGGCUCACAGGUGGGGUUCAAGAGCAGUUUGGAGCAACCCGGCGCUACGGAGAGGGGUGGACGGCUCUGCACGGGCCUCCUGUCUCCCGCUCGGGCAGAAGGACUCGGGGGGACCUCGCUCCUUGGCCGAGAGAACCUGAACUCGGGCGGAGAGAACGCGCCCAGGCGGGCAAGGGGACCAGAAAAAGCCGGGGCUGGAGGUCACUGUCGCUUGCCACUGUCUGGAGCGCACGGAGCGCAGAGGCCCGGCAGCCGCGCGUGCCCUCACGGGGACCGAACCAGUGAUGCAGGAUCGCUGAGCGGAGAUCCGCGCCGAGAAGUCUCUCGGGGCCAGGGCUGAGACGCACGCCUUCGACACCGCUGCCAAGACCCCGAUUCCAGCGACUCUUGCGGGGAACCGAGGGGCCAAGGCUGCCCCAAGCUCAGGACUUGGGCGAGUCUAAGACGAUGGUUUCUUAAGCACGGACCCGCGUUCCUCUUCCCGCCCCCUCGACUGGAGGCAGGGAUCCUGCGCGGGGCCCCCGGGAUUCCGUUUCCCCGCGGAGCCCCGGCCGCUGCCUCCCGGGACAGUUCGCACGGCCACGGGGGCGCACGGCGACGUGGCCUCCGUCCAGCGCGCUGGCCCGCCGGGGGGAUGCUCUGGCACCUGUCGGGGUCCAGGCCUAGCAUGGCCGGCGCGUUGCCCGACGUCGCCUCCGGCUAGGAUGGCCCCUCCGGGCCCGGCCGGUGCCCUCUCCACCUCGGCCGAGCCGCUGUCCCGCAGCAUCUUCCGGAAGUUCUUGCUGAUGCUCUGCUCCCUGCUCACGUCCCUUUACGUCUUCUACUGCCUGGCCGAGCGCUGCCAGACCCUGUCCGGCCCCGUCGUGGGGCUGUCCGGCGGCGGCGAGGAGGCGGGGGCCCCUGGUGGCGGCGUCCUGGCCGGAGGCCCGAGGGAGCUGGCGGUGUGGCCGGCGGCGGCACAGAGAAAGCGCCUCCUGCAACUGCCGCAGUGGCGGAGGCGCCGGCCGCCCGCGCCCCGCGACGACGGCGAGGAGGCGGCCUGGGAAGAGGAGUCCCCUAGCCUGGCAGGGGGUCCGGGCGGCUCCGGGGCCGGAAGCACCGUGGCCGAGGCCCUGCCGGGGACCCUGGCGCUGCUCCUGGACGAAGGCAGCAAGCAGCUGCCGCAGGCCAUCAUCAUCGGAGUGAAGAAGGGCGGCACGCGGGCGCUGCUGGAGUUCCUGCGCGUGCACCCCGACGUGCGCGCCGUGGGCGCCGAGCCCCACUUCUUCGACCGCAGCUACGACAAGGGCCUCGCCUGGUACCGAAAUGAGUAUUUGAGGGCACAGUGUAUCUGCAGACCUGGAUCUUAUUUUCCGUGGACCUUUCUGAGCUCCUGUAAGGGGAGGAAGGUUUCAAGGGACCUGAUGCCCAGAACCCUGGACGGGCAGAUCACCAUGGAGAAGACGCCCAGUUACUUCGUCACGCGGGAGGCCCCCGCGCGCAUCUCGGCCAUGUCCAAGGACACCAAGCUCAUCGUGGUGGUGCGGGACCCGGUGACCAGGGCCAUCUCGGACUACACGCAGACGCUGUCCAAGCGGCCCGACAUCCCCACCUUCGAGAGCUUGACAUUCAAAAACAGGACAGCGGGCCUCAUCGACACGUCGUGGAGCGCCAUCCAGAUCGGCAUCUACGCCAAGCACCUGGAGCACUGGCUGCACCACUUCCCCAUCCGCCAGAUGCUCUUCGUGAGCGGCGAGCGGCUCAUCAGCGACCCGGCCGGGGAACUGGGCCGCGUGCAGGACUUCCUGGGCCUCAAGAGGAUCAUCACGGACAAGCACUUCUACUUCAACAAGACAAAGGGCUUCCCCUGCCUGAAGAAGGCGGAGGGCAGCAGCCGGCCUCAUUGCCUGGGCAAGACAAAGGGCAGGACCCAUCCUGAGAUCGACCGCGAGGUGGUGCGCAGGCUGCGCGAGUUCUACCGGCCGUUCAACCUCAAGUUCUACCAGAUGACCGGGCACGACUUUGGCUGGGAUGGAUAACCAUAUAAUUUAAAAAGAAAAAAAAAAAUCAAAAUAUAAUAUAUUUUUUUACCAAUCGGUAGAGAAGAGACAGUUUAAUAUUUGUGCUGAAAAUAUGUUUCAGUAUUUUUUUCAAUGAAUGUUAAGAGAUUGUUCUCACUCCCGCCCCAUCUUAAUGUAUAACCAACACCAAACACGUGGAUCAACAGAAAAGGAAAAUUUCACUCGUCUAAACCUUUCAAUUUUCAGUUUUUAUUCUAUGUUCUAUAUACCCAGUCAUAAAGUAUAAGCAUCAGUUGUCAUUAAAAGUUUUCAGAAAAUCUUGAGGUUAAACAUCUCUCUGUUUUUUUAAAAUACAAGGCCCUGAUAAAAUUGUUAUCUAUCCUUAUAUUUUUCUCCCUUUUUCCUGUGCGACUUUUUCUGAAAUUAUUUCCCAGUUAGUAUUAUUAUAUGUUUGUACCCGUCACAGUUUUCAUAGUGCUUUCAAAUACACCUUUUUGAUCAUUAAAAUAAAAAAAUAAAUCUUGCUCUGUUGUAUAAGAGCACAAUAGGUAAAUAUUAUUAUCCCCAUUUUACAGAAAGGAAAACUGAGUCUUUGGGAGGUGAAAUAAUGUAUCUAAAGGUGAAAUGAUGGAUGGACCCUGGACAAAAUUCCAUCUUCCACUUGUUCCCUAUUUCAUGUCACUUUUUCCAGGGAGAAUGGAAAAGAAGACAUCUGCACCUUUAGAAAUGAUUAGGUAGUUUUCAGAUGAUAUGAAAAGGGACAGAGAGCCCCUUGUUUUCUAAAUUCCCAGGCUACCCCUCAUGCCACCCAGUCUCAUUACAUAGUUGUGUCCAAAAAACCACUCAGACCUGGACACAACCUCUCUUAAGAGCCAAUCUUGCCUCUUGGCUAUUUAAAGUACACUGAGAUAUGGAAAUCUUGAGUGAUGAAUGCUUGAUUGAAUUGGAGAGGAAUUAUUGGAUUCUUGCAUGGAGGACAAGGUGGCCAGCCACACUAGGGGUAGCACAAGAUGUGUUAGGAACGUAACUUACCCACUUGUUGAUUUAACUGACUUUAAAAAAAAAAAGAAACAGAUUUCAGUUAGCGUUUACAGGUAUGAGUCUCAUUUGUUUUUUAGUUUACCUCUUUUUAAAGAGAGAAAACCUACCUUUCUUUGUAAUAUCUCACUUCUAACUUUGGAGCUAGUACUCUGAAAGAAUUAAUUAGCAAUUGGUUUACAAUGUUUUUAUUUUUCAUGGAUGGAAGACUAUCACUUUGUCACUUUAUUCCCCCCUCCCACUUCCUAUUUAUACCAUUUAUAACCUAAUGUUCAGUAAUAUUUGGAAAAAUAUUCUAGGAAAUGCAUUUGUGGGUAAAAUGGUGGCUUUUCCUCUUCUCUCGUCUGUUUCUGCCCAUCCCCCAUUUAAAUCACUCAAAUAAAUCAAUAGUUUAUUAACAGUA